UAUUCCUCCAUAAAAUGUUAAAACGACAAUGUAUUCAGUCCUUAAAUAUCUGAGUUUGCGUUUGAUAUUGAUGACACAAAUUAGUGAUUGUGUUGAUUAUACAUAUGAACUUGAUUGCAAUAAUCUGCGAGUUGGACAGUACAUCUGCUCUCAUCCUGAAUAUGAUUUGAUUGACCCCAAGACGCAGCAGGCCAGAGGUUGCAUCAAGGAUAAUAAAGCUAAAGAUGAAUUUCAAUACCCCUGAGUCAUUUUUGCGAUCAAGAAGGGAUAUUGGAAACAAUUGACGAACUGCAGACGUUCUCGUUCCGAAGCUAAACCGAUUCCCUCCUGUGAGGGUAAUCCAUAUUACGAUAAUGAGUACAAGCGUUGUCUCAUGGUACCCGGAGGUGGUACGGUCAUUAAGGACGACCGGUCAUCGGCUCAAAGGCUCUUAAUAGCUGGUCCGUCCUACAAGAGCAGGUACUUUAUCAGCAGACAAUUAAGAAUCAUUGCGGCAGAAUGUGCAAAUAAUGUUGUGUUUUCGGAAAGAUUACGCAGAUGUGUCCCAGACAGUUCAUUAAGUACUGAAAAUAUUAGAACUCAGUUAACUAUUCCGACAUAUUAUAAGUUGAAUGUAAAUGCAUCUUCAUUUGAUAAUGAAACUGGAAUAUCAAAUUCUGUAGAUGAGGAGUUAACUGGGGAUGUAAUUUUAUUUGAUAAUGGAACUAUUUUGGAAACCCAUGGGGACGAUGAGUCAAAUGAGAACGCGAAGUUAUCUAAAAAUGGAACGCAGGGAACUUUUGCAGAUGAUAGGAUCAGCACCAAUGCAACGUCAUUUAAUAAUGAAACUGAAUCGGCGAAAACUGAAGCUGAUAAGUCCAACGGAACUGAGUAAUGGAACAGGAACAACAUCUGUGGAACUAAAUCAGAACGCGAGAGAAUUCAAUAAUGGAACUGAUUCAGAAAUGACUCCAAAUGAUGAGUUCAGAAAAAAUAUGACUUUGGCUAAUAAUGGAGUGACCACAAGUGUUGAAGAUGACGAUUUCAGUGACAACGUGGCUUCAUCUGACGAUACAACUGAGUUAAUAAUAUUAGUAGAUGAUAAGUUCAUUAACAAUACGAUUUUAGCGGAUAGUGAAACUGAGUCAGUAACACUUGAAAAUGAUAAGUUCAUUGAGAGCAUCACGUUAUCUACUGAUAGCGAUGAAAUAAUUGUUGAAUCGACUUCAUCUGACGAUACAACUGAGUCAAUAUUACUAGUAGAUGAUAAAUUUAUUAACAAUACGACUUUAGCAAUUAAAGAAGUGGACCUGAGGCAUUUUAUAUUAAGGAGCAAAAUAUUUUGGAGCUGUAAAAAUAAAACUGGUGUUUUAUGAUAGGAUUAGGGAUUUCGAAAUGGCUGGAACAGGUAGAGGUAGACCCCAAAGAGGAUAGACUUAAGUAGGGGCUCAGUCAGUUCUGGGGGUUUGAGUUUGAGUGGCGCCAGGCUACCGGCGCCCCCUCCAUGUCGAUAACGUGGAGGGGGCGUGGACGUCGGUAACGUGGAGGGGGCGCCAUUACUGGGGUGUAUGCCUAUCGGCCGAGCCGCUAACGCUUCAGUCUAUAGCUAUUCUUUUCGGAGUGUAGUCGUAUAGUGUGUACCUCCCGUACACAUCCACACCGCAAAGUGUAUCUUUAUCAGUGAAAAUAAAAACAUUCUCACCGUGAAAAUCUCUAAAGUUUUUGUGUUACUCAUCGAAACUCAUUUCUAAGUGCAACAAUGGGAGUACCAGCAUUUUUCCGGUGGCUGAGCCGCAAAUAUGCGUCUGUAAUAGUGGAGUGCAUCGAGCAGAAGAAAACGUCAGUGGACGGCGUCGCGAUUCCGGUAGACUCCUCUCAACCGAACCCCAACGGGGUCGAGUUCGACAACUUAUACCUCGACAUGAACGGUAUAAUUCACCCUUGUACCCAUCCGGAGGACAAGCCAGCGCCGAAAACCGAGGAAGAAAUGAUGGAAGCAAUAUUCGAAUGCAUAGAUCGUCUAUUUGCAAUCGUUAGACCGCGAAAAAUUCUCUACAUGGCGAUUGAUGGUGUAGCUCCACGUGCUAAGAUGAAUCAGCAGCGAUCGCGUAGGUUCAGAGCCUCCAAGGAGACAUCAGAAAAAAUCUUCGAGAUGAAUCGUAUUCGAUCUGAACUUCAAUCCAAGGGGGCAUAUUUACCCCCCCAGAAAGCCAAGGAAGAGCAUUUUGACUCCAACUGCAUCACCCCGGGUACUCCGUUCAUGGCUAGACUCUCCGCCUGUCUUCACUACUACAUUCAUGAGAGAUUGAACAAUGAUCCUGGGUGGCAGGGAAUCAAAGUGAUUCUCAGUGAUGCUAAUGUUCCUGGAGAGGGUGAGCACAAGAUCAUGGACUUUAUUCGCCGCCAGAGAGCUCAACCUGAUCACGAUCCCAACACUCAGCAUGUUCUUUGCGGUGCUGAUGCUGAUCUCAUCAUGUUGGGACUGGCCACUCAUGAGCCCAACUUCACCAUCAUCAGGGAGGAAUUCAAGCCAAAUAAACCGAGGCCUUGCGAUAUUUGUGGACAACUGGGACACGAGAUGAAGGAUUGUACUGGAGCUGAGCCUGAUGCCAAUAAGGAGGAACUGGGUUUUGGUAGCGAGUGUCAGUUUAUAUUUGUUCGAUUGAAUGUCCUGCGAGAAUAUCUGGAACGAGAGCUUCAGAUGCCAAAUCUUCCUUUCAAAUACGACUUUGAGAGGGCCAUCGAUGACUGGGUCUUCAUGUGUUUCUUCGUAGGAAAUGAUUUUCUACCGCAUCUACCGUCGUUGGAGAUCAGGGAAGGGGCCAUCGAUAGAUUAGUCAAUCUGUACAAGAAGACGGUUUACAAAACCGGAGGAUUUCUCACGGACAGUGGGGAUGUUAACCUUGACCGAGUUCAGUUGAUACUAUCAGAUCUAGGGGACAUGGAGGAUGAGAUAUUCAAGAAAAGACAGCAGAAUGAAAUUGCAUUCAAGCAGAGGGAGAAGAGCAAGAAGAGGAGGCUAGAUGCAAUUAGUAAUUUCAAACCCAAGUGGAUACCCACCGGGCAGUUUGCACCGAAUGCUAUCGGUGGAGAUGUUAAGCCGGUACAGAAUGCUAGGCAGGAGGCCUAUCAGAUGAGAAUGAUGGGGAGAAAUUACUCGACUAGUGCUGCUGAACGUAAACUACAGGGCGUCGAUGCUGGAAGUGCUCUUGAAGCUAUGAUUGUACCUGAAGGAGCAGACAGGGGGGUCAAGAGGAAGAAUGGUGAGGUUGAGGAAGAGGAUGAUCAGGCGCAUGAUGAAGUCAGACUUUGGGAAGAUGGAUUCAAAGAUCGAUACUACGAGUCUAAGUUUGAUGUGUCGGUUGAUAAUCUGGAAUUUAGGAACAAUGUUGCGCUUCAAUAUGUUCGAGGCCUGUGUUGGGUGCUAAGAUACUACUAUCAAGGAUGUGCAUCGUGGAAAUGGUAUUUUCCUUAUCAUUACGCACCAUUCGCCAGUGAUUUUAUCAACAUCGGGGGUCUCUCCACCGAAUUUGAAAAAGACACUAUACCGUUCCGACCUCUUGAACAACUAAUGGGCGUAUUCCCCGCUGCAAGUAGUCGUCAUGUGCCGAAACCAUGGGCCAAGUUGAUGAGUGACCCCAGAUCUCCGAUAAUAGAUUUUUAUCCAGAAGAUUUUAAGAUUGAUCUCAAUGGGAAGAAGUUCGCCUGGCAAGGAGUCGCUCUACUGCCAUUCGUUGACGAGACAAGAUUAUUCAAGGCUCUUGCUCCUUAUUAUGAAGUUCUCACAGAAGCAGAAAAGAAACGUAAUGUGAGAGGUGACGACAGGUUAUACGUUGGACCAGGAAACAGUGGAUACGAUUUUAUAAAAGGACUCUACACAAAUGGAGUAGAUCGAAAUGCUGAGACGGAGACUUCAAUUGAUGGAAUGAGGGGAAUGAUUUUAUUGGCUGAGGAUUGUGUCGGUGAAGGGGCCACUCUUCCAUCGCCUAUCAAUGGAGUACCUGUUCGAUAUAAUAAAGUUUACUGUGUGAGAUUCCGUGAUCCAAAGUACCUGUCAGGCCACAUUUUCCCGGCAAAAAGAUUGAAGGGUGUGAAAGAUCCAAGUCGGGUUUUGAAACCCCAAGACUUUGAGCAGAUGAAUCGCAACAAUGGGAAUCAGUGGAGGCCUCAGAUCGGCUUUGUGCGCUCCAAUCAAAGUGCCAGCCUUGGCGAUGGUGGACAUCGAAUGUUAGGACAUCACACAAAUAGUGGAAGGAAUCAAAGCCAGUACUCGCAUGCCUCAUCCCCGCAGAAUUCUUAUCAGCGUGGGUAUUCCAGCGGAUAUCAAACGGCAUCAGGCGGCAGUGGGCACAACAGUCAAUCGACUUCUUAUUCUGGUAAUCGAGGAUAUCAGAAUAAUUAUAAUUCACAAGGUGGUGGAGGCAAUAGGAGUGGAGGGUAUGGACAAGGACAGGGAUUCAAGUCUUAUGGUCAUCAGCAACAUCAGCAGCACUUCCAGCAGGGGAGGAAUCAUCCUUAUCAGGGACACAGGAAUAAUCAUCCUAAUGCUGAUAGAGGAGGAUACAAUUCAAAUUUGAUGAGGAAUCAACCUAAUAAUCGCUACGGAGGAGGCGGUGGAGGUCCCCGAAGGAAUUAAUGAUAUUCAGUAAUUAAUCUGCACAUAACUAUCACAUUCUAAUGAACAAUCAUCCGUGACAAAUGUUCAAGAAUUUUAUGUCACUGUAUUGAUGGACAAAUCUGAAGGAUAACUGACGACGGAGGACAUUGAAGUAGAACUUUUAGACGAAAUUUUACGAACACUGGUUUGACAGGUUCGUUCAUAUAUAUUUGUGAUAAGUGAACUAAACGGAAGAAUUUCUGAAUGACAAUUGGGAAUCAUUGACAUGGCAAAUUGCAAUAUGAUAUUGUACAGUGUGGAAAACAUGGAUUUUUUAAAAAGACGUCUUUAUUUAUGUCUCAAUAAUCAGAAUUUGAAAAUUUUCAAAAGCAAAUUGUUAAGGAGGAAAAAUUACUUGAAUUAUUACCCACAAUUAAAACAAUUUUUUGAUGAUGAGAAAGAAAUUUCUUAAACCGUGCGAAAUGAAUUACUUAUUAGAUAGUUUUUAGCCUCAAUUGUAAAUAUUUUAAUGCGAAACCCCGCAUUAAUUUGAAAAUUCAUUUUGAAUCUAUUUUUGAAUGGUUUUAUUUACGCAUUCAAACCAUAUCGUUCAUUCCGUAAUGAAAAAACAAAAUGGAAAAAUACAAAUGUGUUGAAAAAAUAAUUUUAGGCUUCUAUUUAUAAUGAUUUAUAACAUCUAUUAAAUAUUAAUUUCUUAGGUUGUAGAAUAGAACGAAUAUGUUUAAUAAGUCAUUUAUAUUGAGUUGGUUAUAUCAACCAAACACGUUUUUCUGACCGAGGAAAAAAUUUCUCGAUGCUAAUUUUUUUUUAAUCGAACUGUCAUUUUUUCGAUGCAAUUAAAGAUAUAUUGUCCGAAAAAUUCUUGUCUUCUUCGUGAAGAUGUGUGAAUUUAUUGAGUAUGAAUUGGACUUUUAGUAUCUUUAUAUGUAUUUGGCUAUUCAUUCACAGCCUUUCAACUGAUCAUUUAUGUCGAAUAAAAACUAUUUCUAUCUCAAAACAAGAA
Molecule: messenger RNA, 5600 nt
Organism: Diachasmimorpha longicaudata
Lineage: Eukaryota; Metazoa; Arthropoda; Insecta; Hymenoptera; Braconidae
Gene: Rat1
Product: 5'-3' exoribonuclease 2 homolog
Exons: 11
Coding region: 1739-4615 (958 amino acids)
Biological process (GO): nucleobase-containing compound metabolic process
Cellular component (GO): nucleus
Molecular function (GO): 5'-3' RNA exonuclease activity; zinc ion binding; nucleic acid binding
Source: RefSeq, a predicted model, not a curated record